Molecule: messenger RNA, 2562 nt
Organism: Paramecium sonneborni
Lineage: Eukaryota; Ciliophora; Oligohymenophorea; Peniculida; Parameciidae
Source: the annotation of a GenBank genome assembly
AUGUAAAACAAUUCCCCGAUCAAAGGAAGAAGAAUUUCAAAUCAAAUCAAGUUGAGUGGUAAAUUAAUGAAAAAGAAAACGACUUCUGAAAUUGACAUUAUUGGACCAUCAGAUUAAGAUACCAGUGCUGUAGAUCCUAUUUAAAUUGUUUAGUAUGACAACUUUAAAUCCAACAUUAAAUAAUGCAAAAGUGAACUCAAAGUUGGCAAAAGUGCUGAUAAAAUAAAAAAAAAAAAGUCUUUAGAUCGUAAUGCUGCAAUAAAAAAGAGUCAAUAAUUAUAUUAGAAGAAGAAGAAAUCCUCUAAAAUAAAAAAAAGUGUGAGUGCUGAAAGAGUACAAAGUUAAACAAUUGAGUUUUCAUCACCAGAUUAUGUUCGUCGUAAAAAGGCUGCCACAUUCUUCAAUGAUAAACCAAAUAAUAUUCAAGAGCAUCGUGAUAGGCUUGGUUUGAGUUUUUUGAAUAAAAUUGGAAUCAAAAGAGUAGAGCAAAUUCUUGAGCGUAUGUUUUGUGGCUAUAUUUGUGUGUAGGUAAUCGUAUGUCCUCCAUUGAACAUUCACAUCAUCAACCACUUACACCUGAAAGACAUUAAUAUCCACAACAACUCAAACAUUAUAUGAAAGAAAAAAAAAAAUUUUAUUCCUAACUUGAGUCUGUCAAAUAAUAAUCUUUUGUGUAAAAACGUAAACAUAUCAAUGACAAUUUACGUUCUCUUGCUGAAAUUGCAAAGCGAAAUUCUUUAUCAAAUAGUAGAUCCCCUCCUAGAGAUACUUCCAAUAAAGCAAGUGCCAAACCACUAAUGCUAAGUUAUGUUGCAAAUCGUAAGAGUACUUCUAGGAAGUCUGGAGCACCUAAAUCAUUAAAAGAAUAAUUUAAAUAAUUAGAGGCUCGUUAUAAGACUUUUAAAAGUAAUAGUGAUGUUAUUUCAAUGAGAGAAUCUCGAAACUAUGAAAUGGAAAUGAAAGAUCAAGCUGCAAUGUGCAUUUAAAAAUGGUUUAGAGGACAUAUGAUAAGAAAGAUAUUGAAGUAAAAAAAAGAAAAGAAAUUAGCAAAAUCUUAAUAAUUUAAAAAACUCAAAGAUCAAGAAAUAGUUCGUUGGGAGAAUUUAAAAGAAUUUCUUUAAAAAUUAUAAGUAAAACAAGAUAUGAUUGUGAUAUCAGAAUUAUUUGAGAGUUUGAUAAAACAUAUAGAAUUUAAUAAAGAAAAUGUGUUCAGCGAUAAUUUUGAAUAUCCUUAGUUAAAAUUAAAACCUUCGAAAUUGAUUGUAGAUAGAAGAGAUGUUUUUCCAACAUAGAUUGGAUAGAUUUUAUAACUUAGAGGAUAGUUGAUAAAGGAGAGAGAAGAAAGAGAGAAAAAGAUACUAAAGGAUAUGUUAGUUUAAUAGAGAAUAUCACCUAGAUCUUUUGGGGUAAAAGAGUAAGAGAUAAUGAAGUGGGGAGAGAAGGAAAUAGAACUUUUAGAGAAUAAUAAAAAGGUAAUAAAAGAAGGAUGGUAUAAAGCUUAUGAGACAAUUUAGAAAACAUAGAAGGAUUUAAAAUUUGUAUAAAAGUUAGGAGUUGAUAAUUUUAAUAAGAUGAUGCCUGUAAGUUUAAGUUAAAGUAAUUUAUUAAAGAAUUAAUUGAAUGAUUUAAAGAUAAAUGUAUGAAAUAAUAAUAUAAUUUAGCUUUUGAGAGUAAGUUAUUCUGAAGAGAAUUUGCUUGAUUAAUAAAAAAGAGUAUAAUAAUAAGAAUAAGAAUAAUAAUUAGUAUCAUAUAAUUCGAAUUAAUCAAAUAAGACUCUUUCAUCAUACAUUUAAGGAUUAGAAGUAAUAAAUUAUUUAAGUAAGGGAUGUUCCAUUGGAAAUGGAAGAGUAAGGAUAGAGAGAGAAUAUAUAGUAGAUUUAGACUCAUGUAGGAUAUAUUCGUUAAUAUUUGGAAGAGAUAAAAUAAAUAGUUAAAAAUAAAUAUGAGGAUCAAUUUUUGCAAAUAGUAAAUUUGGGUAUUGGUCCAUCUCCAUUUGAGAUUUUAAGAUUCUUUAGAUUGACAGAAGAGAUGCUUGAGUAAUCAGUAGAGGGUGGUUUUAUUCAUUAAGCAGUGUUAGGAUUAGAGAUUUUUACAUAGAAAGAGUAAAUAAAUUAAGAGGAAGUUUGUAUGAAUGAGAUGGAGAGAAUUCAUAAUAAAGCUAUAUUCGAUGCAUAUAAUGAAUCAUUGGAUUAUCUAAGACCAUUCGGAAUAAAGGGUUAUCCAUUGCCUUGGAGAAAGAAUGUGGUUUCUCGUUAGGUGAUAGAAGUAGAAGAAACUUUAAAUAGAUCAGCCAAGAGGGUAAUAUAAUGGGCUGAAAAUUUAUGUGGAAUACAUUUACCUUAAGGUAGUCAAAUUGAUAAUGAUAUUCUACCUUAAGUUAGAGAAGAGAGAUUAGAUAAGAUGCUAAAGUAAGAAGUAAGUAUAAUUAUGAAAGUUUAGGUAAUUGAAAAUGAUGAUAGAUGGUAAGAAUUUGAUGAAGAACAUACAGAGGUCACUUUAGAGUUAAGUGAAUUAGUUUUUAAUCAUCUUAUUACUGAAGUGAUGUAGGAAUUAAGAAAUUGA